Fusarium falciforme is the source of this 1971-nucleotide messenger RNA. RefSeq lists its product as hypothetical. The transcript is spliced from 2 exons. Bases 1 to 1971 code for a protein of 656 amino acids. The record is from RefSeq and is a predicted model, not a curated record. Lineage: Eukaryota; Fungi; Ascomycota; Sordariomycetes; Hypocreales; Nectriaceae.
AUGUCGCGGCCACACCCACCCCGAUAUCUGCAACACAAUCAACGCAAUGGAGUCCCAUCUGCAGAUUCCGCAAUCGACCUUAACCCUUCUACCAUCAGCCUAGUCUCGCGGCCAUCAACCGCCAGCAGCGAACACUUUCCUCUGCGACCAGUGUCUCGUGCAAGCACCGUACGCUCCUGUGUCGACAAUACGUCGGGAAUCUCACAAGAUGCACCAUCUUCCGAGUAUCACCCCUUGGAACCACCGACCGAGCAAGAGGGCCAGGUCAUCAAGGCGUUUGACUGGUGGUGGUGGUGGGAUAUUGGAGCCGCUGCCGUUAGCGUUAUUUGUCUCGGCCUCAUCGUGGGGGUUCUGGUCGAGGCAAAUGGUAAACCGCGAGACAGUUGGCCCCUAGCCAUCCAACCCAACUCUAUCAUCGCCGUGCUCACGACCGUGGGUAAAUCAGCCUUGCUGGUGCCAAUCGCAAGCUGUCUGAGCCAGCUGAAAUGGAGACUCAUCUAUACACGAGCCCGUCCGCUAUCCUAUCUGCAGACGUUUGACGAUGCGAGCCGAGGACCUUGGGGCUCCUUUAUUAUGUUCUGGACGCUUCCACUGCAGUCAAAGCUAGGCUGUGCUCUUGCGCUCAUCACUAUCCUAUCACUGGGGAUAGACCCAAGUGCGCAACAGAUUCUAGACUUUCCCAUCAAGGAGAGAAGGUUGGAAAAUGUGACAGCAGAGAUGGGCGUAGCCCAAAAUUACUCUUCAAAGAGCUUCCUACAGCGAGAGGGCGCGAGCUCGCAGAUUUGGAACCUCAACGGAGACCUUCCAGCAAUACAGAUAUCAAUACUCACAGCCCUUGCCGGGGAGCCUUUUCAGCCAAACUUUAAAUGUCCAUCGCCAGCAACUAGUUGCGAGUGGCCCGAGUUCUCAACUCUCGGGGUUUGCAGUACCCUCCACAACGUCACCGAUAAAACCACGCGAGAAUGUGAAGGAUCGGAAAGCAACCCUUACUUCCAGCAGUGCAAUUACACUAUUCCCCUGCUUAAGCAGAGUGAACUCGAAAAGGAAAAAGACAAGAAACCAUCGCUACGAUACCUUAACAACGCCGCGUACAAGAACCAUGAAGACACCCAGAUUUUGCACACCGAAUUCAAAUCUAUGUCGAUGGAUGGUUGGCUCGGCCAGCUACUCGUCAUACGGCACGAGAAUGGGUUAUGGGUUAGUGCCGGGAAGGGACGGUCGAGGCCACCAGACGCAGAAGUCUUUGUUGCAGAUUUCAAAUGGUGCAAGCGAGUUUUCAAGGGUGUCAAGUCAUCAAGCGAAGCCAUCGAUUCCAAGUCUGAGAAAUCAACCGACACGAUGCUCAAGUACAUCGAUCAACCCAGACUAUCCGAAGACAUUCGCAUCAACUAUGUCGUCCUAGGAACACCAGAUGGCGAUGAGACCUUCUGGGUUGCUUCUACCCUUGAGGGAAGACUUCCGUACUAUUUGGAGCACCUACUAAGUGUCACCAUGACGGAGCAAGCGAAUGGAAGUCCUCGAUCCCAGGUCGAUCUCACAACUCCGCUGAAUGCAAGGUUUAUCAUUAAACUGGCUGACAUGGAGAAAUUGACUAGUGACAUCGCGACAACACUCACAAAUCAGCUCCGGAGUAGCAACCCGGGAGACAACAAGGACGCCGAGAUGGUCAAAGGAACUGCAUACAUUAGGGAGCCUGUCAUAGUGGUGCGUUGGGAGUGGCUGAUCCUUCCAGCGGCAGCUACAUUUCUGAUGGUUGUUUUGUUAGUUUGGAACAUCUUGCUCGUGAAAGGGGUGCCGCUGCUAAAGGCGUCUGUCUUGCCGUAUUUGUUCUAUCCUCUGCGGGGAUGGAAAGAGGAGGAGCUCAGAAUUGCUGGGGUUCAGACUGUCGAGAAGCUCGACGUGCUUGCGGCCAGAAUGCAGGGGAAGAUGGAGGCAAAUGAGGGAGGCUAUGGGAUAUACAAGAUGAAAUAG